Messenger RNA from Hydra vulgaris (swiftwater hydra), 2695 nucleotides. RefSeq names its product NACHT, LRR and PYD domains-containing protein 3. The record is from RefSeq and is a predicted model, not a curated record. Gene Ontology annotation, molecular function: protein binding. NCBI's taxonomy places the organism in Eukaryota, Metazoa, Cnidaria, Hydrozoa, Anthoathecata, Hydridae. Gene Ontology annotation, biological process: signal transduction. Gene Ontology annotation, cellular component: cytoplasm.
UUAAAGGUAUUUUGUUAAACAGUAGGUUUUAUAUUUUGUAUAAUUUUUUUAUUGUUUAAUACUAUUUUAAUAAAAUUUUUUUAAGCAUAAUUUUUUGCUAUGUAGAAACAUAAAGAUGGGUCAAUCUUUGACAUUUCAUAAAAAAAACAAAGACUUUAUUUACAACAAGGAGUUUAGGUUAAAAUUUAGUAAUUGUAUUGGAGUAAACUGGAGAACUCUUGGACGUUGGUUAAAUAUUAAUGACAGCUAUUUAGAUAUGAUAGACAAUGAUAAUCCCAAAACUGCAGACAAAGCAUAUUCAAUGUUAAAAACAUGGAUUCAAAUGAAUGUCAACCCUUCAUUGGAUGAUUUAAAAACAGCUUUGAAAAAAAUGGAGAGGUUUGAUCUAAUAAGAGAAAUAGAGGAAUUAACAAAAUCUACAAAUAAUCCAAAGAAUUGUGCCAGUCCCUUUUCAAAGCGAGAAAAUUGUGCAGCACUAAAAAGAUUUUAUCUUGAAAGUUGUGAGAAAACUUCUAAACUUCGACCUUCAUUAAAGCAUUUCUCAAGUAUUAAUAUAUUGCAUGAAUUUGUUGAUUUGAGUCUUGUUGAUGCAGUGAGUACCCAAAGGAACAGCAUUAAUAACAUUGAGAGGGAACAGUUUCUUAAAAAACAAAUGAGCUACAAACCGAUUCCAUAUCAUGAAUUAUUUUCUAAUGAAAAAUCUUUACUAUUUAUAUCUGGCAGUGCUGGAAUAGGAAAAACAUGGUUACUUAAAAAGUUUUUGCUUGAUUGGUCAAAUGGUUUUAUAUGGAAAAAUAUUGAUUUGUUGUUUUAUUUCGAAUGCAGGAAAUUUAAUUAUUACCAAAAUAUUUCUAGUAUUAAUGAAUUGGUUCAUAUUUUCUAUGAAGAUGUUGUUAAAGAUUUUGACAUCAAUAGUUAUUCCAUAAUGUUUGUGAUUGAUGGUCUAGAUGAGUUUAAAUAUUUAGAUGAGCUAAUAAAUUGCAAUUUUGAUUGUACUUACCCCAUUGUAAAAGUUUUAUCAGAGAUUCAAAAGUAUAAAUGUGUAGUGACUGGGAGACUGGAAACAACUGGAAAAUUUUUUGCUAUUGAACAAUACCAAAAUAUGUUUUUACAUCAUGAUGACAAGUUAGUCAUUCAAAUUAUGGGUUUUAAUGAAAACAGUAUUAACAACUAUAUUGAAAAAAAUUUAGUUGAAGAUGCAAGAGAUUAUAUAAAAAGAAUUUUAAGGGAGUCUUCAGUUGCAAAGUCCAUGGCGUCUGUUCCAUUUUAUUUAUCUUCUAUGUGUAAAAUUAUUGCUGACUUAAAACAAGAUAAUCAAUUUAUGUUCUUAACUAUGACAGAUUUGUACGCAAAUAUUUUUUUGUACUUUUUGCAAAAACAUAUUCACAAAAAUGAUGAACCAUUUUAUAAGAUAAUAGAAAAAGAUCAUAAUAAGAAAUAUAUUUUACAGAUUUGUAAUAUUGCAUAUUAUUUAUUAAUCCAAAACAAUGUAAUUUUUUCCAGAAAAGAAAUUAGUUUUUUUAUCAAGAAAUUCGAAGAAAUAGAACAUGAACUUUUUGGUUUUGUUGAAAGGAUUGAAACGCAUCAAGGAUAUUUUUAUCAAUUUUCACACUUAUCAAUAAUGGAAUUUUGUGCUUCUUUAUAUGCGUAUAAUAAUAUUAAUGGCGAAGUAAUAGUACUCAAUAAAAAGCUGAGAUGUUGUUUACCAAUGAUUUAUGGAUUAACCAAUAAAAAAGAAAAUACUUUUUUGUAUUUACUAGCCAAUUUGUCUAAUUCAAACUCGGAAAAGAUAUCUUUAGUUCAUAUCUUUUAUCUUUCAGGCGUUGAUGAUUUUAAUACGAUAUUUUAUGAAUGUUUUUAUGAAAGCCAGUCAUCAAUCACAGAUGAAAUAAAAUCAUUUGUCGAUAAACAACGACGUUGGGCAAUUUCGAUCAAUGGCGGAAAAACCUCCUAUGAAACUACUUGUGAAAUUUACUUUGUGAAUCAUUUUAUAAAUUCUGGAAGGAAGUUAUCAGACUUAAGUGUUAAUAAAAAAGUUUUAAGUGACGAUGAAAAAAAUCUCAUAAUGAAAAGUUCGACAAAUGUUCGUUAUGUCGCCCUUUAUCAUCCAAUUAAAUUUGACAAUUGGAAACCAAAAGAUAAGAUUGAAGAGUUGUUGAUUUACAUCUCCAGAUAUUCUAUAUCAAAAGAGGAUUUUGAAGAUUGUUUUCUUCCAUGGGUUAAUGUUUGUGAAGAAUUACAUUUAUCCCUUCACUACGAUAUCGACUUUAUAAAAGAUAUUUAUAAAUGGCUUUUAUGUCUAAAUAUCAAGAGAGUGAUGAUUAGAUACCGUGGAGAAUCUUUUUGUAGUCUUGAACAAUUAAAAAGCUAUUUCAGCAAUAUAAAUGUUGAAUAAAGAAUUUUAUUAAAUAUUAACAAAAAUCAAAUUUUAUAAUUUUUAAACUCAUUUCUGUAAAUUUUAGAGAAUAAAUAAUAACAUAUGCGAAAAGUGUGAAAAUAAACAAAACAGACUCUUGUGUUGCAUGACCACAACAAAGUUUAAUCAGUUGAACAGAAGUUCUAAAAGUUUAAGAAAAACAAAAAUUUUUUUUUUAUAUUUUUUUAUAUAUUUGUUAAUAGUUUUUAUAAACCUUUUAUAAACAAACUUUAUAUAUUUGGAAUUUAAGAAAUUUAUAUACGUUUUCUGGAAUUUUAA